Molecule: messenger RNA, 729 nt
Organism: Miscanthus lutarioriparius
Lineage: Eukaryota; Viridiplantae; Streptophyta; Magnoliopsida; Poales; Poaceae
Source: the annotation of a GenBank genome assembly
AUGUGCCCGAUCAAGAAGGAGAUGAGCGCCGAGUCGUCGGGCUCGGCGAGCAGCUGGGCUUCAGCCUCGCCCUCGACCUCGUCGGAGCACCAGACCGUGUGGACGUCGCCGCCGAAGCGGCCGGCGGGGCGGACCAAGUUCCGCGAGACGCGGCACCCCGUGUUCCGUGGCGUCCGGCGCCGCGGCAACGCCGGGCGGUGGGUGUGCGAGGUGCGCGUGCCGGGGAAGCGCGGGUGCAGGCUCUGGCUCGGCACAUUCGACACCGCCGAGGCGGCGGCCCGCGCGCACGACGCCGCCAUGCUCGCCAUCGCCGGCGCCGGCGCGUGCCUCAACUUCGCCGACUCGGCUUGGCUCCUCACGGUGCCGGCCUCGUACGCAAGCCUCGCCGAGGUCCGCCACGCGGUCGCCGAGGCCGUGGAGGACUUCCAGCGCCGCGACCUCGAGGCGGCGGCCGCCGGGGACGACGACACGUGCUCGGCCACGUCGGCGGCGGCGGCGUCCACCUCAUCGGGCAACGAGGACGACGACGCUGCCACGGACGGUGAGGAGUCGUUGCCGGCCACGGAGGACUUGUCGCCGUUCCAGCUGGACGUGUUCAAUGACAUGAGCUGGGAUCUGUACUACGCGAGCAUGGCGCAGGGGAUGCUCAUGGAGCUGCCGUCCGCAGUUCCGGCGUUUGGUGACGACGGCUACGCCAAUGUCGCCGACGUGCCACUGUGGAGCUACUAG